AUGGCCCAAACACGUGGCGCAACUGGCAAUGCGAAGCCUCGCAUCUUCACCACUCCAUCUACCGAACCAGUCCGCAAGCGCAAAGCCGGAACCACCACCAAGAAGCGCACUGCCAAACCCAAGAGCACCACCGGUGCAGGCGUCACUAAGAAGCGCGCCCCGGCAAAGAGCAAGUCCAGUCUCAAGGACAAGGUCGAGGGCGCAGUCGAGAAAGUCGCCGGAGCUGUCGAGCGCAAGCCCGGCAAGAAGGCAGCAGGCACAAAGAAAAUCAAAGGAACAGACGGCAAGACUAGCAAGGCAGUGAAGAUCUAG
Molecule: messenger RNA, 312 nt
Organism: Exophiala oligosperma
Lineage: Eukaryota; Fungi; Ascomycota; Eurotiomycetes; Chaetothyriales; Herpotrichiellaceae
Exons: 1
Coding region: 1-312 (103 amino acids)
Source: RefSeq, a predicted model, not a curated record